Molecule: messenger RNA, 2562 nt
Organism: Brettanomyces bruxellensis
Lineage: Eukaryota; Fungi; Ascomycota; Pichiomycetes; Pichiales; Pichiaceae
Exons: 1
Coding region: 1-2562 (853 amino acids)
Source: RefSeq, a predicted model, not a curated record
AUGGACUUUGCCAAAUUAUACAUGCCAUUUAUUGACAGGUUUCUUGACUGUCUUCAGUCAUCACAAUCAAAUAAGCAGCAAUCUGAUUUUAGGACAUUUCUUGUAUCUUCAAUAUCGAAUAUUUCUGGUUCGACCAAUGAUUUCACUCCACAGAUUGUAGAUUUUGUUCAGUCCCUUCAUUUACUUCCACUCUUUAAAGCAGACUGUUCAGAUCAUCUCCGUCAAUUGAUAAUUGAUCUUCUUCACCACUCAUCUCCCCGCCUUACUUCCUUUAUAGUUGUUCUUCUUACCAAAAUUCUCGAGGCUUCUCCUCUCAAUAGGUUUUAUGUCUAUUCGCACAGUUUUAUAAGGCUUCUUGUCAGCGAACUUUUAAACAGGAAGGUGAAUGAAUUGAAUCAUCUACAACAGGUAUAUGCUGCACUAACUGAAUUGUUAGUAUAUCUUUCUGAGCUUGGAAUUCCUUCUGAUCAGAUUGCUGAUAUAUAUUCAUCCAGCUUGGAGUCCUCUUCAUCUUUGGAUCUUUUAUCAAGGAUUUUUGGAAGAAGCUGUAAUGGAUACAAGUCUAUUAUUCUAUCGGACAAAGAAUCAAUUGAUUUUAACUUGCUUCCAACAAAAGGUGCCGCUUUUUCUAAUGGAUUUACUAUUUCAUCCUGGUUACAGCUUCAUUCCGGUUAUUGCAAUGUUGAUAAUCAAGAUAUUGAUACAUUUGAAUGGCUCGAACUAAAUUCUGUUGAUGGCAAGCAACGUGUUCUUUUGGAAUUUGAUGAUGCCAGUUUGAAACUUCAAAUCAAGGACCCUUCAUCAUUUGUCUUUCACAUCUGUAAAUUUGGAUCUUUUGAUUUUCAGUUGGGAAGAUUGUAUAACAUAUGUGUUAUACUACAUCCUCUGGAUCGCAAAUCUUCUUCUAUGGUUGAUCUAUAUGUAGAUGGAGAGUUUAUUCAAUCAGAAAGCAUUCAAUUUACUUGUCAAGAUUCGAUUUCUCGACUCGGAAGAUCUAUCUCAGGAUCUUUUUCCUCAAGGGAUUCUAAUAUAAAUGUGAAGCUCAUUGGCUCUGGCCAUACAGAUAAUGUCAUUCCAGAGUUUGCAAAUUUAUUACUUAUGAGUGGAUGCCAAAAAGUGGAAUGGGUUUUGUUGUGUUAUUACUUGGGUCCUAAUUAUCCUGGAUCCUAUCAGGAUACAAACAUUCUUUCUCUGUUGAACCCAAGGUCCAAGAUAGAGAUGGAAAUUAAGCUAUUAGAGAUUAUAGAAAAGCCGGGCGUUUUGCUUUCGGCAGAUUUGAAUGUUGACCUACAGCUGAUUCUCAAUAACUUGUUGGAUAUUGAUGAUCUAGUCUUGAACUUCCAUUGUAUGAACUUAAAUGCAGGUAAUGAAACAUUAAGUGCUAUUGUAAAGACGAUUCACGAAAAUGAUUAUAUUUUAUCAUUAGAUAUUAAACAUGAAUUGAUAUUCUGGAGUCCAGUUUCGAUUGUGAGUAAUAUUUUUGCAAUUGGGGGAUUUGGACUAUUCCUGAGAAUAAUUUCUGAAUCAAGCACUUCAUGUGAUCUAAACAAAGCAUUGGGAAUGCUUUUCUCUUUUCUGGAUAUCAGCCCCGAAUCAUUAUCCGAGUUCGAAUCAAAUUCUGGUUAUAAUAUUUUAGCUACAUUGUUAAAGGCGAAGAAGUCAUUAAUAGACAUGGAUACCCUCAUGUCUGUGUUGAAAUUUGUUGGGUAUAAUCAGAACUCACCUGAUGAUUCUUUUAUCGCAAAUGGAUUGGCUUACCAAACUUUAAUUGUGGAUUUUGAGAUAUGGCAACCACAAGUGAUCGAUGGUGUUGUUAAUAAAGUUACAAAGGAUACAUUCAAGUUUGUUCUUUUCCAAUUAUCUGUGUUUGGUGAUGCCAGUAAGUACUGUGCUUACAAUCUGGGAAAGUUAAUGGAGCUCGAUAUAGUCAGAAAGAUUAUACAAGAGCUUAAGUAUAAGUUGGUGGAUAAAGAUUUGCUUCCAAUUCUUAAGAAUUCCCUGGAGAUUCUUGUGAUGCACAAUCCAUCUGGAGAUGUUAUCCGUUUGAUUUCCUUGUACGUGAUAUAUGCUUUGAAUCAUUCAAAAUCUACUGAAUUGGAACAUGAAUAUGGUAUUUCUAUGUUGGACAUCAUAAUGACAAUAGUUAAUGAUCCAACUGAUCGCAACCACUCAAAAAACUUCAGACACAUUUUAAGAUGCGUCAAUGCGAAAUGGAUUAUGAUUUUACUGGAUGACUCAGAUAUAAAGGUGGUUAAAAUGGCACUCAGAUUGCUGCUAAAAAUUCUUUUGCUUUUGGGUUCACACACAAGAGAAGUUUUCAGCAGAAGUGGUGGAUUAGUUAUGAUGAGAUUAUGUCUUAGUAAGGAUUGGAAAUAUGCUAAUGAUAUCAUGAUUCCUCUUUUUUCAGCAAUGUUUGGCAUGACCCAAUUGAGAAAUUCUGUAAAUGCAAAUGUCAAGGGUUUUUUGCUAUCUAUUUGCCAAAAGAACAAAGGAUCGAUGGGAUCAGUAAUUCCUGGUCUUACUUUUGUGCUGAAUGGAAUGAUGAAUUCUUGCAUCGCAUGA